GGGCAUAGCGGGGAAGGAAGGGGACUAUUAAGUUACUGUGAAAUUCUCACUUCCUGUUCUCUGAGCCGGCACCACAGGAAGGUGCUGUGAGCACGAAGCGUCUUUCCCCGCAGCUGCUGCCCAGUCUGCACGCCAGACCCUCCGGAGAAGCCCCCGCUCCCUGUCAUGACCCCAGGCCGCGGCACCCUGCACCCCCUUUCUCUCCUGGUGCAGACGGCGGCACUGGCUGCAGCCCUGGCCCAGGGCACCCUGCCUGCCUUCCUUCCCUGUGAGCUCCAGCCCCACGGCCUGGUGAACUGUAACUGGCUGUUCCUGAAGUCCGUGCCCCACUUCUCGGCGGCGGCGCCCCGGGCCAACAUCACCAGCCUCUCCUUGCUCUCCAAUCGCAUCCACCACCUGCACAACUCCGACUUUGCCCACCUGUCCAGCCUGCGGAGUCUCAACCUCAAGUGGAACUGCCCGCCGGCUGGCCUCAGCCCCAUGCACUUCCCCUGCCACAUGACCAUCGAACCCAACACCUUCCUGGCCGUGCCUACCCUGGAGGAGCUGAACCUGAGCUACAACAGCAUCACGACGGUGCCCGCCCUGCCCAGUUCCCUCGUGUCCCUGUCGCUGAGCCGCACUAGUAUCCUGGUGCUAGACCCCACCCACCUCGCCGGCCUGCAUGCCCUGCGCUUCCUCUACAUGGAUGGCAACUGCUACUACAAGAACCCCUGCCCGCGGGCGCUGGAGGUGGCCCCGGGCGCCCUCCUGGGCCUGGGCAACCUCACACACUUGUCACUCAAGUACAACAACCUAACGGAAGUGCCCCGCCGCCUGCCUCCAAGCCUGGAAUCCCUGCUGUUGUCCUACAACCACAUUGUCACCCUGGCACCCGAGGACCUGGCCAAUCUGACUGCCCUGCGUGUGCUUGACGUGGGUGGGAACUGCCGACGCUGUGACCACGCCCGCAACCCCUGCAUAGAGUGCCCCAAGGGCUUCCCCAAGCUGCACCCCGACACCUUCAGCCACCUGAGCCGCCUUGAAGGCUUGGUGUUGAAGGACAGUUCUCUCUACAGACUGGACACCAGAUGGUUCCGUGGCCUAGGCAGCCUCCGAGUUUUGGACUUGAGUGAGAAUUUCCUCUACACGUGCAUCACCAAAACCACGGCCUUCCAGGGCCUGGCCCGGCUGACCAAGCUCAACCUGUCCUUCAAUUACCACAAGAAGGUGUCAUUUGCCCACCUGCACCUGGCAUCCUCCUUCAGGGGCCUGCUGUCCCUGAAGGAGCUGGACAUGCACGGCAUCUUCUUCCGCUCACUCAGUGAGACCACGCUCCAGCCGCUGGCCCACCUGCCCAAGCUCCAGACUCUGCACCUGCAGAUGAACUUCAUCAACCAGGCCCAGCUCAGCAUCUUUGAGGCCUUCCCUGGCCUGCUUUACGUGGACCUGUCAGACAACCGCAUCAGCGGAGCUAUGAGGCCAGCGGCCACCACAGGCAAGGCAGAUGGCCGAGGGAAGCUCCGGCUGCCAACCAGGAACCUCGCUCAAGGCCCACUGAACACCCUCGGCUCAGAGGACUUCAUGCCAAACUGCAAGCCCUUCAGCUUCACCUUGGACCUCUCGCGGAACAACCUGGUGACAGUCCAGCCAGAGAUGUUUGCCCAUCUCUCGCGCCUCCAGUGCCUGCGCCUGAGCCACAACAGCAUCUCCCAGGCAGUCAAUGGCUCCCAGUUUGUGCCGCUGACUAGCCUGCGGGUGCUGGACCUGUCCCACAACAAGUUGGACCUGUACCACGGGCGCUCGUUCACGGAGCUGCCGCGGCUGGAGGCACUGGACCUCAGCUACAACAGCCAGCCCUUCAGCAUGCAGGGCGUGGGCCACAACCUCAGCUUUGUGGCCCAGCUGCCUGCCCUGCGCUACCUCAGCCUAGCGCACAACGGCAUCCAUAGCCGCGUGUCCCAGCAGCUCUGCAGCGCCUCAGUGCGGGCCCUGGACUUUAGCGGCAAUGCCCUGAGCCAGAUGUGGGCUGAGGGAGACCUCUAUCUGCACUUCUUCCAAGGCCUGAGAAGCCUGGUCCUGCUGGACCUGUCCCAGAACCACCUGCACACCCUCCUGCCACGCAACCUGGACAACCUCCCCAAGAGCCUGCGGCUGCUGCGUCUCCGUGAUAAUAAGCUGGCCUUCUUCAACUGGAGCAGCCUGGCCCUCCUACCUGAGCUGGAAGCUCUGGACUUGGCGGGAAACCAGCUGAAGGCCCUGAGCAAUGGCAGCCUGCCAUCUAGCACCCAGCUCCGGAGGCUGGACCUUAGUGGCAACAGCAUCACCUUUGUGGCCCCUGGCUUCUUUGCUCUGGCCAAGGUGCUGCAGGAGCUCAACCUCAGCGCCAAUGCUCUCAGGACGGUGGAACCCUCCUGGUUUGGCUCCCUAGUGGGCACCCUGAAAAUUCUCGAUGUGAGCGCCAACCCUCUGCACUGCGCCUGUGGGGCAGUCUUCGUGGACUUCCUGCUGGAGGUGCAGGCUGCUGUGCCUGGUCUGCCCAGCCGCGUCAAGUGUGGCAGCCCCGGCCAGCUCCAGGGCCGCAGCAUCUUUGCGCAGGACCUGCGCCUCUGUCUGGACGAGGCCCUCUCCUGGGGCUGUUUUGGCCUCUCGCUGCUGACCGUGGCCCUGGGCCUGGCUGUGCCCAUGCUGUACCACCUCUGUGGCUGGGACCUCUGGUACUGCUUCCACCUGUGUCUGGCCUGGCUGCCCCGGCGGGGACAGCGGCGGGGUGCAGAUACCCUGCUCUAUGAUGCCUUUGUGGUCUUCGACAAGGCGCAGAGCGCAGUGGCCGACUGGGUGUACAACGAGCUGCGAGUGCAGCUGGAGGAGCGCCGUGGGCGCCGGGCGCUCCGCCUGUGCCUGGAGGAGCGUGACUGGCUACCUGGCAAGACGCUCUUUGAGAACCUGUGGGCCUCCAUUUACAGCAGCCGCAAGACCCUGUUUGUGCUGGCCCACACGGACCGGGUCAGUGGCCUCUUGCGUGCCAGCUUCCUGCUGGCCCAGCAGCGCCUGCUGGAGGACCGCAAGGACGUUGUGGUGCUGGUGAUCCUGCGCCCUGACGCCUACCGCUCCCGCUAUGUGCGGCUGCGCCAGCACCUCUGCCGCCAGAGUGUCCUCCUCUGGCCCCAGCAGCCCAGUGGCCAGGGCAGCUUCUGGGCCCAGCUGGGCAUGACCCUGACCAGGGACAACCGCCACUUCUAUAACCAGAACUUCUGCCGGGGCCCCACGACCGCUGGAUAACACAGGGGGCAGCCCAGCAUGCCCCGUCCCCUUUGACCUUGCCUCUCUGCCUGGGAUGCCCCAGCCUGCCUUACUCUGCAACACUGCUGCUCUGCCCCCACCUCCCGCCCCUCUGGCAUAUAGCAGGUGCACAAUAAAUGCUAUCAGAGGGCCAAACA
Messenger RNA from Camelus dromedarius (Arabian camel), 3419 nucleotides. RefSeq names its product toll like receptor 9 (gene TLR9). Gene Ontology annotation, molecular function: pattern recognition receptor activity; protein binding. Gene Ontology annotation, biological process: defense response to virus; toll-like receptor signaling pathway; canonical NF-kappaB signal transduction. The coding region runs from base 166 to 3261 and encodes 1031 amino acids. Gene Ontology annotation, cellular component: plasma membrane. Lineage: Eukaryota; Metazoa; Chordata; Mammalia; Artiodactyla; Camelidae. The transcript is spliced from 2 exons. The record is from RefSeq and is a predicted model, not a curated record.